This is a messenger RNA of Caenorhabditis sp. 36 PRJEB53466, 2159 nucleotides long. The record is from the annotation of a GenBank genome assembly. Lineage: Eukaryota; Metazoa; Nematoda; Chromadorea; Rhabditida; Rhabditidae.
AUGUCGCCGACAACAAGAGUACAAUAUGGAGGAACCAAAGGGAAAACGUGGAACAAUCUUGCUCCGGAAAUCCAUGAAAGUCUACAGAGGAUCUAUGAAUCGGAAAAGUACCCUAGUGCGGAACGGAAAGAGAAGAUCGCCCAGUACCUGGGACUGGAUGUGAACCGCGUGAGUUCGCCUUUGAAUAUUAUCCGAUUACAGACAUCUUUUCAGGUUGAUCGUUGGUUUGAAGGCAGAAGAAACGUGACCAGAAAGGAGAAUUCGGCGGGAUUGAAGGUCCUUCAGCGGGCGUACGCAAAUGAUUUCUAUUGUGAAGAUCAGAUAGACGAGCUCGAAUUGCAGUCGCAGUUUCCAAGACACUUUGUAAGUUGUAUCAGUAGCUUUCAGUUUAUCUCAUCCUUUCUUACAGAUCAGGGGAUGGUUCACAAGGGCUCGUGCGGCCGACAUUCGCAAGGGAAAACGGGUUCCGGAGCCGACGGGAAAAGCGGCGAUAUGGGCGAGAGCGACGAACAACAAACGAAAGUCGCGGCAGAGAUUGCGGAUGGCGGACGGACAGAAGAAGGGAACGGACGCGACGGAGGAGGAGGAAGUGGAAGAGGUGAACUACAAUGAUAUGGAGUACUAUGGGUACGGGGAAGGCAACUCGGAGGGACAGCCUUCGCAAGAUUACUACAUGGACGGCGAUCAAGACGAGCGGAAUCGUGAGAGCUCGAGUUCAAGCUCUGCAAAUGUGACGGGGAAGGCAAAUUCACAAGAGCCGGUGUACGAUGUUGAUGAAAUGGUUGACUAUCAACCGAGCAUCACGUGCUUGGAGCACAAGCAACAAUCACAGCUCCUUUCGACUCCAAUCAAGGUGAGCAAGAAUUGAACGGAGCAUUAAGAAAUGUUUUGUUCUUUCAGCUCGAGCCGUCUGUCGAGGUUUACAUGAAGCCAGUUUCUGCCGUCGUCACUCGGGAGCCUUCGGUUGUAGCUGUGGAGAAGGAGAAACCGAAGCAACCGGUUUUCAUUAAACCGCCUUUCAUCGAGGUGCGCUUUGAAGAUUUUGGGGUCUUUCAGAUCUUAUAAAAAGUUUUCAGGAUGGACACGACUACCUCUUCCUUCCACCGAACGGAAACAACAAUUGGCGGAGUUGGUCGGUGAGUAUUCACUUUACAAUUAAUCACUCGGUUCGACCAUCCAGGCAUCCGUAGAAAAAGUUCCAAAACAUGCACUGCGCUCCAAUUCCAAUACAAAUCGACAAUAUUUGCAGGCGCAACAAGUGACCGCCUGGGCGCGCAACUUCCUUCCCGAGGAGGCCGUCGAAGUGCUCAGCGAGGAGAAGAUCGAUGGAGACGUGCUGAAAAAGUUUCUGAAAGGAGAACGAGUGUGGAAGGACAUCGGACUGAAAUACGGAGACUUUCACCACAUUCAGAAGUACUUGUUUACAGUCGAGAAUAGCUACAAUGGAUAUUGAUAUUUCGAAAAUUCUGUAAAAUAAAGCGAAAUGCUCUUGAAACGCGCGUGAAUUCUGUGCUUUCCGCAAAAAGUGCGUCGAAGUGAUUGCAGAUUGGAGCCGUGUACUUCUCUCGGAAAAGCUGGGACUCGCAACGAUUUCAGUUUUUGUCGCGAAAUAUCCCGAUUAGACUUUCGUUUUCUCUUGUUUUCUCCUCAAUUUCUCGAAAUUUGUCGAAAAGUACUCUCAAAAUGCCGUUUGUUGCUGCUCCGAUUUGUUCUCCUGACAUUCUCCCCCUAAUUUUGGUUUUGUUCCCCCGUAAGUUUUGGGCCCUGAUUUGCUUUUUUGAAAUUUUUUCGCAAUAAAUGUCUUUUCUCCUAUCGCGUUCAUAUUUGUGUUUGUUACGCUGUUAAUUUCCCGUUAAUUGUUUUUAUUUAUUCUGCCGCGUGAUGCAUUUGAAAACGUGUAUUUUUACAGUCAGAAUGGCCAAAAUCAUGAAGCCUGGAAAGGUCUGCCUCGUGCUCCGAGGUAGAUUCGCUGGACGCAAGGCUGUCGUUAUCAAGGCUCACGAUGACGGAGCGUCGGACAGAACCUAUCCGCACGCCGUCAUUGCCGGAAUCGACAGAAACCCGCUGAAGGUAAUCAAAGUCAUUUUUCAGGUUUCAUUCCAAUUUCCAUUUUUUUUCAGGUGAACCAAUCCAUGGGUAAAAAGAAGAUCGCGCCAUGA